CUUUCUGUAAUUUACUGUUAAUUCAUCCAGUUAACUCGAAAACUUUUACAGCCACCAUGGCCGCGCUAAUCCGGCGAGCCGCCUCAAACCUCCGUUCAAUCUCCAACAACCGCCGUCGUCUCAUCUUCUCAUUUGCAAAUUAUCGGUUAGAAGAAACCGGUUUAUAUGGAUGUAAUCAUUUGAAAACCCCUAAAGGCUUCCAACGUAUCGUUGAUGAUGCCAUUGAAAGGUCUAAUGAACUAGUUGGAUUUAUUUCUGGAAUGCCGUCGUCUAUCGAAUGUGUUAAUGCUAUGGAUGAAAUUUCGAAUACCUUAUGUCAAGUUGUGGAUUCUGCAGAACUUUGUAGAAAUACGCAUCCAGACAGGGAAUAUGUUGAAGAGGCAUUGAAAGCGUCGAUGAGGAUAAAUGAAUAUCUACAUUAUCUGAACACAAAUCUUGCCCUAUACAAUGCGAUGGUGAAAGCUGACAAAGAUGAAUCUUUGACGGGAGAGGAAGCUAAAAGAAUUGCUCAUGAUCUGCGCAUUGAUUUUGAGAAGGGUGGAAUUCAUUUAUGUGCAGAAAAGAAAGAUCGGGUGAGUCAGCUAAAUGUUGAAAUCGCUAAAUGCUGUGCACAGUUUAAUGAAAAUAUAGCCAAAGAGCCAGGUCAUGUGGAUGUUUAUCCAGCAUCGCGUAUACCGAGGAACUUACAUCAUCUUGUUAAGCCUGUUAAUCGUCCCACUUCACAUGGUUCAAGAGCUAACUUCAGAGAAAAAGGGUUCCGAAUUGUAACAGAACCAAGCACUGUACCCACUGUUUUACAAUGGACAUCUGAUGAUGAGGUUAGAAAAUUGGUGUAUAUUCAAAACCAUUCUGUACCACGUGCAAAUCUUGCUGUUCUUGAUAAGCUAAUUGCUUCACGCCAUGAACUUUCUCAGAUAAUGGGGUAUAACUCAUUUGCUGACUAUGCCUUGAAUACAAAUAUGGCUUCAUCACCAGGUGUUGUAUCAUCCUUUUUACUUGAACUGAGUAAAACUGUACAGGCAAAGGCAGUUGAGGAGUUUGAAUCUAUGCGGGACUUCAAAAGGAGAAAAUAUGGCCAGCAAGAUCUAGAAUUAGAACCAUGGGAUGAAGCAUACUUCACAAGAUGUAUGAAAUCAUCUGCUUACAACUUGGACUUCUCGGUUAUCACAUCAUUUUUUUCUUUAUCACAAUGUAUUGAGGGUCUUAAAUUUCUGGUUGAAUCCUUGUUUGGCAUGAAGUUUGUUGAUGCUCCUCUUGCACCUGGUGAAUCAUGGCACCCGGAUGUGCUGAAGAUGGCCCUUCAUCAUCCUAAUGAGGGUGAUUUGGGGUAUAUAUACCUCGAUCUCAAUUAUAGAUCGGGUAAGUAUCCUGGUUGUGCUCAUUUUACCAUCAGGGGAGGGCGCAGACUUUCCAAAACAGAAUACCAGCUGCCAGUCAUAGCCCUUAUUUGCAAUUUUUCAAAACCACAUAAGUCAGCAGUUGCAAUGCUUAACCACGCUGAUGUAGAUACCCUUUUCCAUGAAUUUGGACAUGCUCUUCAUUCGUUGCUUUCACGAACGGAUUAUCAACAUUUUUCAGGUACCAGAGUAGCUUUUGAUAUGGCUGAAACCCCUUCAAACCUUUUUGAAUACUAUGCAUGGGAUUAUCGAGUUUUGAAGAAUUUUGCCAAGCAUUAUUCAACUGGUGAUAUCAUUCCUGAGAAACUCGUCAAGUCAAUGCAGGGAGCCAAAAAGAUGUUUUCAGCGAUGGAAAUGCAGCAGCAGAUAUUAUAUGCAUUGGCCGACCUAACUCUAUAUGGUGAGCAGACAUUAUCACCGAUUGAUACUACCUCAAUUGUGGCGGAUUUGAGAGAACAGCAUACCAAUUGGAAACAUGUCGAGGGUACACAUUGGCAAACACGAUUUAGUCACCUACUAUAUUAUGGUGCAGGCUAUUAUAGCUACUUGUAUGCCAAAUGCUUUGCGUCAACCAUUUGGGAAAGAGUAUGCAAGGACGACCCAGUAUCAUUAGAGACGGGUACCGCUAUCAGAACAAAAUUCCUACAGCAAGGGGGAGCCAAAGACGCUGACCUGUUGCUAAAUGAUCUUGCUGGAAAUGGGAUUACAAGGCAUCAAAAUGGAGGUAUAGUUCCAGAUAUUACAAGCCUCUGUAAUGAAAUGAAGCUGAGGAGAUGAUAGGAAAGUAGCACAAGUAUUAAAGCAGCAAAAAUUGUGAGAAAGUACUCAAACUAACGUGAUUUAAGAAUUGAGAAAAAAAUCAGGCACCAUAUAGGUUGGACCAUAUGGUGUGAAGCUAACGUGAUUCAAGAACCAGGGUUUAUUAAUUUUUGUUUCAUUAGGUAGUACUAAGUUAUAUCAAUUGUAUUAUUCAAUAAAACAAUAUAUGUUGUGCUAUAUAGUUCUGUGUUCUGCUACCAAUUAAUACUCAGGUGCGGUAACAAGCCUUCUUAUAAUUGCAAUUUUUUUGAGCUUCCUACA
This is a messenger RNA of Erigeron canadensis, 2477 nucleotides long. RefSeq names its product mitochondrial intermediate peptidase, mitochondrial. Gene Ontology annotation, biological process: proteolysis; peptide metabolic process. Bases 57 to 2174 code for a protein of 705 amino acids. Gene Ontology annotation, molecular function: metalloendopeptidase activity. The transcript has 17 exons. The record is from RefSeq and is a predicted model, not a curated record. Lineage: Eukaryota; Viridiplantae; Streptophyta; Magnoliopsida; Asterales; Asteraceae.